AUGGAAAAUAUAUCCAGCAAGACCUCUGAUCACCACUCGGCUGAGAAGACCUCCAACCCGAAUACAAAAACCAGCAUCUGCUGUCGACCUUUGCGAUUGAUCAUCAUGUCAGCUACCCUGAGGGUUUCAGACUUUACCUUGAAUAAAAGCCUUUUUCCCAAGCCACCUCCCGUGAUGGAAAUCGUGGCACUUCAGUUCCCAGUUGCCGUUCAUUUCAUGCGAAGAACCCCGAUAGACUACGUCACGGAAGCAUUUACCAAAACAGCCAAGAUUCACACUCGCCUGCCGCCUGGCGGCAUUCUAAUCUUCUUAACUGGUCAGCUCAAAAUCACAAAACUGUGUCGAAAGUUGGAACAAAAGUUCGGAAAGAAAACGGUCGAGGAGAGGAAGGCUCGAAAGGCGGCCCUUCAGUCCAAGUCUUUCACACUUCCCUGUGCACAGGCAUUCCCAUCAGCAGGAGAUCUUGAUAGCACUGUUUGUCGAGAUAAUCCACUUGUUUGUCUCUACCCAGAUGGAUCGUUUCUGCUUACCCAGAAGAAAAGCUGUCCACUUGGGUAA
Puccinia triticina is the source of this 558-nucleotide messenger RNA. RefSeq lists its product as uncharacterized. Lineage: Eukaryota; Fungi; Basidiomycota; Pucciniomycetes; Pucciniales; Pucciniaceae. The coding region runs from base 1 to 558 and encodes 185 amino acids. The transcript has a single exon. The record is from RefSeq and is a predicted model, not a curated record. Gene Ontology annotation, biological process: maturation of SSU-rRNA from tricistronic rRNA transcript (SSU-rRNA, 5.8S rRNA, LSU-rRNA). Gene Ontology annotation, cellular component: nucleolus; intracellular anatomical structure. Gene Ontology annotation, molecular function: RNA binding.